UGCAGCUAGCUAAUUCUUACAGCUAGUUACUACUAGCAUAUACUUUAUAUCCUCUUUAUCUCUAAUAAGCUUAAUUUGACACGUACGUACGGCAUGCAUACUCCAUCAAUGGAUCAGCCGGCGGCGUCGAAUGGUGAUGAGGCGCCUCGCAUGGAGAUGUGCCCGUCGCUGUAUCGCGCUGCACGGAGCGGGCGAGCGGAGGAGGUCAUGGCGUUGCUUCUGCAGCAACGGCCCGGCGAUGGUGCAGCAGCACAUCGUCAAGUCGCUGGCAUCAUUCAGCACAGACAGUGCAACGUACUCGAGGUGACGGCGGAGAGGAACACCAUUCUUCAUGUCGCAGCGGAGAAAGGGCAUGGCGAGCUGAUCCAGGAGCUCUACCAUAGGUUCAUCAGGGACAAUAGUCUCCUCUCUCGCCGGAACUCGGCGAUGGACACACCUCUGCACUGCGCGGCGAGGGCAGGGCACGCCGGCACCGUGACGAUCCUUGUAAAUCUGGCCCAGGACUGCGAGGAGAAUAUCCUGGGAUGCCAGAACGCGGCCGGGGACACGGCCCUACACAUGGCAGCGAGGCACGGGCAUGGCGCCACCGUGGAGGCUCUUGUCGUGGCACGUGCGAAGGCGACCGUGUUAGUUAGCAUGAAAGGUUCGGAUCAUGUGAUGACGACCUGACAGCUUGCAUGCAUGUAGUUGUUGAGGUUAGUUUGGAUUAGGUUAGUCUAUCCAUGCGGAUCAGGUUAGCCUUUCCUCCACAUGCGAUAACAGAUGUUUGUUAGAGUUUGUUUUCUGUUUUCUGUUACUGCAUGCAGUCGUUUCAUCAAUCUCGGCUUCGGUUGUUCUCAGCUGCGCCGAACUCUGUAUCGCCACGAUGGGGGCUGUUCCCAUCACAUAUAUAUUAACACGAAGGCGACGCACAGGAUUAGUGCGAUCGUUUCCACCCAAA
Messenger RNA from Oryza sativa Japonica Group (Japanese rice), 940 nucleotides. Lineage: Eukaryota; Viridiplantae; Streptophyta; Magnoliopsida; Poales; Poaceae. The record is from RefSeq and is a predicted model, not a curated record.